AUGAACAAUACGAUUGCCUGGAUAGUUUUCCUCAUCAUUCGGCAUGUAUCUUCUUCAUCAGUUUCUUUCAAUCAACUAAAGUUCUGUCCAAAUGCGACAUGGAACCUAAACGCUACAACGUUUGCCAAUAAUAUUACCGUAGGUUCAAAGCCAUACGCAAUUUUUAUUGAUAAUAAUAAUACAAUUUAUGUUGCUAAUCAACAAUACAACCGAAUUGUCGUAUGGCCAGACGGUAAUUCCACACCAACGACACUUCCCCUUGCGAAUUUAUCCACACCAAUGAGCCUUUUUGUUACUUAUUCUCGUGAUAUAUAUGUUGACAGUGAUAAUCUUACCGGUCGAAUAGAUAAAUGGACAAUAAAUUCAACAGUUGGCAUUCCAGUAAUGUACACAUGUAAUAAAUGCUAUGGUAUUUUUAUGGAUGAUGAUAAUAUCAUGUAUUGCUCGAUGAGUACGGCUCAUCGUAUAGUAGCUAUGUCGUCCAAUAGUAGUAGUUUAACAACUGUAGCUGGAACAGGUGCAUCUGGCAGUACGGUUUUUACUUUGAACGGUCCCAGUGGAAUAUUUGUCGAUACGAGCUAUAAUUUAUAUAUCGCAGAUACAAAUAAUCAUCGUAUCCAGCUUUUUCGAUCAGGAGAGCUGAAUGGAACUACGCUCGUUGGAAAUAAGUCAUUGAUGGCAACAAUUCCAUUGAAAAAUCCAACUGGAGUUACAUUGGAUGCAAACGGAUAUCUUUUCAUUGCAGAUAAAGGUAAUAAUCGCAUCGUUGGAUCAGGGCCCAACGGUUAUCGAUGUAUAGCUGGAUGCAAUAGUUCUGGCCCAUCGCCGUCUCGCUUAUCUUCUCCAUAUUCCAUCGGGUUUGAUAGUUUCGGAAACCUAUUUGUUGUUGACUAUGGUAAUAGUCGAAUUCAGAAAUUCAAUCUGAUCAAUAGUUCGUGUAAUUACACAGAAAUAACAUCAACAACAACAAUAGCAACAAAAACAACUUCAGUGCAAUCAAAUUCAAUAAACUAUAUUCCUUCGAAUGUUGUUUCCUAUAAUCGACUAAAAUUCUGCUCAUCAGCAAGCUGGAAUCCAAAUGGAAUCACUUUUUCAACAAACGAAACGACUGGUGCUGGCGACGGCGUUUCGAAAUGGAUAGCACGCCCGGAUAUAUUUCCUGAUGGCCUUGUUAAUCUACAUCGUCGAUUAGAAAAUAUUCCAUUAGCGGCACAUAAUCGUUAUUGGUCGUAUGAUACGGCUUAUAAAUACAAUUAUUCGUUUGCUCUGGAUGAAAACAAUCAGAAGGCAUUACCGAUUGGAAAUGAUUCAUUCUGGGCGGAUUUAUUAACUCAAGCUCAUGAUUGGGGACUUGUUCUCUAUGAACAAGAUUGGCUUGAUCGUCAAACAAUGCAGUUUUCCCCUUUACUUACUGAUAUCCAUCUUGGCCAGCAAUGGCUGUCAUCGAUGGGCAGAGCAGCCGAUCAAACAAAUAUCAAUAUACAAUACUGUAUGAGUUUACCACGUCAUAUACUUAGUGCUCUACCAAUUUCACGUGUUACUCAAGCACGCGCGUCAACAGACUAUGCAUUUCAUCUUGAAGGUAAAGCACAACAAUGGGCGAUAGGAAUAUCCAGCAUGUUCCUGGAUGCCAUUGGUGUAGCACCCUUUAAAGAUGUGUUUUGGUCAACGUCUGUUCAACCAGAUGCUCCUUACAAAUCAAAUCCAAAGGAGGUUCUGCCUGAACGAGAAGCACUUAUCGCGACUCUAUCUACAGGACCUGUUACUCCAGGCGAUGCAAUCAAUUAUACAAACAAAGACGUUAUCAUGAGAUGUUGCCGACCAGACGGUUUGAUUUUCAAACCAGAUCGACCAUUAACAAUGAUUAAUAGAUUAAUAUCCGAUUGGGCUCUUUAUAAUGGUACUUCUCAAGGCGAACUUUAUUCGACUGAAACACAUCUGAUAUACCAAAAACCAGUCACAUUUUAUACCCUAUUUGCUUCAGCGAUGAAAAGAGAUUAUCAAAUUUUUCCUUCGAUGAUUGGAGCUCAAGCUGGAGUUAUUUGGUCAUAUGAUAAUCCGACUGAGGUGUUGACUUUUGAUAAUGAGCAUCCUUUGAACGUAUUAGCGAGCAAAUGUCAUGAUUUAUCGAUAUGCCGCUGGGGUAUAUCACCUCUUGUUCAGUUUGCUGAUAAAACACAAUAUGCUUUUCUUGGCGAAUGGAACAAAUGGACACCUGUUAGUUCUCAACGAGUUGGCUAUAUAACUAAUACGAUCGGAAUUAACUUAGCAGAAAUAGGUCUCCAAGGUUUACUCAACGAAAGGUCUCCAUUUCUCGUCUACCAUUCCACUUUGGGAGUGGUGAAUGUUACUUGUCCAUUUGGACCGGAUGCAGGCGAAGCUCAAAUCGUUAUUGAUUCAACAAGAGUUAUCUGCGUCUUUUAA
This is a messenger RNA of Adineta ricciae, 2424 nucleotides long. The record is from the annotation of a GenBank genome assembly. Lineage: Eukaryota; Metazoa; Rotifera; Eurotatoria; Adinetida; Adinetidae.